Eimeria acervulina is the source of this 5202-nucleotide messenger RNA. RefSeq lists its product as hypothetical. Lineage: Eukaryota; Apicomplexa; Conoidasida; Eucoccidiorida; Eimeriidae. Bases 1 to 5202 code for a protein of 1733 amino acids. The transcript has 4 exons. The record is from RefSeq and is a predicted model, not a curated record.
AUGGGGGGCCCUUCGGCGACUACCCUCUGCGGAUGCUUCUGGAGGCUUCCUCCUGCUCUUGCUGCUGCUGUUAUUCUUGCUGCUGCAGCGGGGCCUCAUCAAUAUGCACUGGGUGGCCCGGCGGGAGCCCUAUUGGGCUCUCUGCAAGCAGGUCCUUUCCUUCUCCGUGCCCCCUCUCAGCAGCAGCAGCAGCAGCAGCAGCAGGAUGAUGAUGAAGGCCCUGCUGCAGUUGGUCGAUCAGCAGGAGGGAGGUCUCUUAAGUUCCCGUUGCUGCAGUCUGUCUUUGGCAGCAGCAGCAGCAGCAGCAGCAGCAGGAGCAGAAGCACAUCUCCCCUAAGCUUUAUAACAGGUGCAAUUGAAGCAGAUACACCCACGAUGUCAGAAGCCCCUGCAGCACUCCUUAGCGGUUUCUCUACUGAUCCGCUGCUGCCUCCUCAGCAGCAGCAGCAGCAGCAGCAGCAGCAAGAAGAGAAGGAGGAGACGGAGCUACUGAACCCCCAACAGCAGCAGCUACUAGAGCAGUUGCUGCUACAACCUGCUGCGGAGGAGACCCUUAUGCAGCAGCCUGCUGCAGCACCAGCACCUGCAGCACCAGCACUUGCAGCACCAGCACCUGCAGCAACAGAAACUGCAGCAGCAACUGCAGCAAAUGCAGCAGCAGCAACCUCUGGCACCCCCUCCGUACUCGAAGCCCCACAGCAACAGGAACAGCAGGUAGACACACUUCAGCAGCAGCAGCAGCAGCAGCUGCAGCAGGAGCACCAGCUGUGGGAGCCUCUGCAGCCGGCGCAGCAGCAACUACCACAGCAGCUGCAGCAGCAGCAGCACAUGGAGCAGCAACAGAGGCCACAGUUAGGUGGAGAUGUUACUGCUGCACCCGCUGCAGCAGCAACAGCAGCAGCAGAAGCAACCCUAGCGGCAUCAGAAACUCAAUCCCAGCAGCAACCAGAGCAGCAAGAAAACCUGAAAGAAGAGCACCAAGAGCAAGAGGAGCAGCAGCAUUUGCAGCAGCAGCAGCAAGAGGAACAGCAGCAGCUGCAGCAAGGGGAGCAGCUACAACAAGAGCAGCAGCUGCAGCAAUCGCAACUGCAAGUAGCAGUGCAGCAGCAGCAGCUGCAGCAACAGCAAGAGCCGCAGCAGGAGCAGCAGCAGGAGCCGCAGCAGGAGCAGCUGCAGCAGCUGCUGCUGCAGCAGCCGCAGCAGACAGCUCCACUACAGCAAGAUCUCCUGCUGCAGGACUUCCCCGAGAUACCGCUGGAGCAACUGCAGCAGCAGCCGCAGCAGCACGAACAAGAGCAGCAGCAGCAGCAGCAGCAGCAUGACGAUCUACAGCAGGACGACCAGCAGCAUCAGCCGUUACAGCAGCAGACGCUGCAGCAGCAGACGCUGCAGCAGCAGACGCUGCAGCAGCAGACGCUGCAGCAGCCUACAGAAGAGCAGCAGCAGGAGCUGCUGCCGGCACAGGAACCAGCACAGCAGCAGCUGUUACUGCAAGAGCUGCAGCAGCAACAGGUGCAGCAGCCGUUGCAGCAAGAAAAUCAAUCGCUGCAAGAACUGCAGCAGCAACCGCCAACGUCACAGCUGUUGCAGCAGCAACCGCAGCAGCAGCUGCCGCCGCAGCAGCAACUGGACAACCAACUGACACAGCAGCCGCUCCAAGAGCAACCGCUGCAGCAGCAGGAGCUGCAGCAGCUGCAGCAGCCGCUCCAAGAUCAAUCGCUGCAGUUGCAACAGCUGCAGCAGCAGCCGCUGCAACAGCCUCUGCAGGAGCAACCGGUGCUGCAGCAACAGCUGCAGCAACCGCUGCAGCAGCAGCAACAAAUAUUGCCGCAGCAGCAGCUGCAACAGGAGCUGCAGCAGGAACUGGCUCCGCAGCAGCAACUGCAACAGCAGCAGGCCUACCCGCUGCAGCCCCUACAGCAGCAAACGCAAUUCCCACAACCGCUGCAGCAGCAACCGCUGCAGCAGCAACCGCUGCAGCAGCAACCGCUGCAGCAGCAACCGCUGCAGCAGCAACCGCUGCAGCAGCAGCCAUUGCAGCAGCAACCGCUGCAGCAGCAGCCAUUGCAGCAGCAACCGUUGCAGCAGCAACCGUUGCAACAACAGCCGUUGGUGCAGCAACCGCUGCAGCAGCAAGCUCUGCAACAGCAAGCUCUGCAGCAGCAACCGUUGCAGCAACAACCGCUGCAGCAACAGUUGCUGCAGCAGCAGCCGCUGCAGCAGCAAGCUGUGCUGCAGCAAGCUGUGCAGCAGCAACCGCUGCAGCAGCAACCGCUGCAACAGCAACCGCUGCAGCAGCAAGCUCUGCAGCAACAACCGCUGCAGCAACAGCCGCUGCAGCAAGAGCCGCUGCAGCAACAACCGCUGCAGCAACAACCGCUGCAGCAGCAGCCUCACUACCCGACGGACGCAGCGCUGCAGGAGCAGCUGCAGCUGCUGCAGGAGCAGCAGCGAUUGAUUUCGCAGCAGCUGGAGCAGCGUCAACAGCAGCAGCAGCAGCAGCAGCAGCAGCAGCAGCAGCUGAAGGCUCUAGAGGGGGUAUAUGGCGAGUCACCAGAUAUGCUGUCUUCUUAUCUUGAGGCGGCCCCCCUCAGAACCGCUCCUUUGCAUGCGCCUGGGGCCCUCCAGCAGCAGCAGCAGCAGCAGCAGCAACAGCAGCAGCAGGUUCUUCCCGACGCGCUGGCGGCAGCAGCAGAGUGGCAUUCGCAGCAGCAGCAGCAGCAACAGCAACAGCCGCAGGCACCGCAGCAGCAGCAGGGUUUGUCUCCGCAGCACCUGCUGCAGCAGCAGCUGGUGCAGCAGCACUUGGAGCAAGCGGGCUCUGAUCUGAGCCCUCCUUUAACUCCUCCUCUUCCGUCCCCUGAGGCAGCAGCAGCAGCAGACGCCGCCGCUGCCUCCGCAGCAGCAGCAGCAGCAGCAGAAAGCAACUCUGGUGCUGCAGGAUUGCUGCGGAUGCCCUUAGCAGCAAUUGAAAACACUGUAAACCAUCUGGGGCCCCUUGUGGGUUUACCUGUCUCCUUGGGGGCCCCCGACUCUGUUACUAGAAGCACAGAAUCUGUAGGGGGGGCCCUCAUAGGGGGCCCCCUGGGGGCCUCAUUGGGGGGCCCCCUAGGGGCCUCAUUGGGGGGCCCCCUAGGGGCCUCAUUGGGGGCCCCCCUUGCGGGUCUAGCAGCAGGUGAGCUGCUGUCUGCUCCUGCUUUAAUAAACGGGGCUACAAACUUUGCUGCUGCUACUAGUAAGAUUGCUGAUGCAGGUAACAGCAUUAUGAACUCCCUCCCGAUGGAGCAGAUGAUAGCAGCAGCAAAACAAGUGCAGCAAGAAGGCAUCAAAAACCAUCUGGGGGUCGAUGUUGAUGAUCCAAGGAUGCAGCCUGCUGUACGGUGUGCUGGAGCGGGGAUGACUUGCUGCGUCCCUGAAGCAGCAGCACCAAGAGACUGGAAGCAGAGACCUUUAACUUUAAAUAAUACAGCUGAGACGCAAAAACACUGCAGGGCUCACUUCGUACCCAUGCAGAAUGCACUCUGUGCAACCACCACCUACGAAGGUUUAGAUACAUGCGGAUUAAGCAAGACAGAGACCCACGAGUACGAGGUGUACAGACACACGAUUAGCAUGCGCUCUCGGGGGCAGAAGGCUAUAUGUGAGUGCCGUCGCCACAAGACAGGCCCUGCUGCUGCUGCUGCUGCUGCUGCAGCAGAUGGAGGAGAUGCAGCAGAUGCAGCAGCAGGACCUAUUGAAGCCUUUGCUGCCUGGGAGAUAACAAAAAAACAAAAACAACAAAAAAAAGAAAUAGAGGGGAGCACCGCUCGUAUGGCGCAAGGGCUUGGGGCGACAUUAAAGAUAGCUCAGCUGUUAAGAGAUAAAGCUCCUGAGGCGCAGCAGCUGCUGCAGCAGCUGCAGCAGCAGCCUGCAGCAACUGCUGCGCCUACAGCAGCAUCAGCAGCAGCAUUACCACCUUUAAACACUCCAGCAGCAGCAACAGCAAUUCCUCAGCAAACCAUCUUGCAGCACACAACACCUUCACUUGCUGCUGCUCCGAUAGCUCCUGCUGCUGCUUUCCCUGCUGCUGCAGCAGCAAUGCAGCAGCAGCUCCCACUCACCGCUCAAGGUCUUACUGCAGCAGCAGCACCACCACCUGCAGCAGCAGCAGCAACAGCAGCACCUUUCUUAGGGGGACCCACGAGGGCUCCGGCAGUUGUCUUUGGGGCCUCUGCAGCAGAUGCUGCGUUGGACGCCUCAGCAAACACGCUGCAGCAGCAGCAAGAAGUGCAGCAGCAGCAGCUGCAGCAGCAGCAACUUGUCAGCCAGCAGCUGCUGCAGCAGCACAUGCAGCAGCAGCAACUCCAGCAGCAGCCAUUCGGCUCGCCUGCUAACAGCGCUACGCUCAUUCAUACCCUUUCACUCCCGCAGCAGCAAGACUUGCUGCAGCAGCAAAACUUGGUGCAGCAGCAAGACUUGCUGCAGCAGCAAAACUUGGUGCAGCAGCCAGACUUGCUGCUGCAGCAGAACAUGCUGCUGCAGCAAGACGCGCUUCAGCAGCCACUGAUGCCUGAGAUGCCGCUUCAUUCAAUGCUGCCACAGCAGCAGCUGCUGCAGCAGCAGCCCACCCAGCAGCAGCGGUUUGGCGACCCUCUGCUGCAGCCGCAGCAGCAGCUGCCGCAGCAGCAGCUACCGCAGCAGCAGCUACCGCAGCAGCAGCUACCGCAGCAGCUGCAGCAGCAGCAGAUACCGCAGCCGCUGCAGCAGCAGCAGCAAUAUCCCCCGCAGAUUCAGUUGUUUACUUCGGCGCAGCAAGCUGAGCCGCAGCAGCAGCACCUAGCACUGCAGCAGCAGCACCCUCAACAGAAUGUAACAGCCCCGCCCCAGCAAUCCAUUCUGCAGCAGCAGCAGCAGCUGCAGCAGCAACCCGUUCUGCAGCAGCAGCAGCAGCAGCAGCCGGGGGUGCAGCAGAAGUCUGUUUUGUCUCUUCUGGGGGGACUGAGCCCUUCGCAGGCGAGUGAUGUGGCUUCGCGCGCUGCUGCUGCAGUAGGGGCCUUCAUGAGCAGCAGCAACAGCAGCAGCAGCAGCAGCAGCAGCAAGAAAGACAUCGAUUGGGUAGAUAGAAUUGCUAAUACGCUGCUGCAGGAAGGCAACAAAACACCAGCAGGCGCUGCAGUUAAUAGGGCCUUCGAUGACUUCCUUUCUGUUGCACAACGCGCAUAA